This is a messenger RNA of Saprolegnia parasitica CBS 223.65, 1388 nucleotides long. RefSeq lists its product as hypothetical. Gene Ontology annotation, cellular component: cytoplasm; ubiquitin ligase complex. Gene Ontology annotation, molecular function: ubiquitin protein ligase activity; ubiquitin conjugating enzyme binding. The record is from RefSeq and is a predicted model, not a curated record. Gene Ontology annotation, biological process: positive regulation of proteasomal ubiquitin-dependent protein catabolic process; ubiquitin-dependent protein catabolic process; protein polyubiquitination. The coding region runs from base 4 to 1332 and encodes 442 amino acids. NCBI's taxonomy places the organism in Eukaryota, Oomycota, Saprolegniomycetes, Saprolegniales, Saprolegniaceae. The transcript has a single exon.
CUCAUGGAGCCCGAGCAAGAGCCCACGACAUGUGCCAUUUGCCUCGACGAUGUCGCAACGAUCCGCGGUGUCUGCGGUGACGAGGCUACGUGUUCCGGCGCCCUCUGCGUCGCCUGCUUGCGCGCGUACGUAGCCUCCAAGCUAGCGAGCGCGAUCGCCGGUGUCCUGACCAAGCUGCAUUGCCCGCUCUGCGUGCGGCCGGUCAACAUGUGCUCGUUCCGCCGUCGGUGCAGCGACGACACCACGCGCGGGCUAUUGUACGACUUGAACGAACGCGUCAAGACGGCGUGCUACGUCCGGUGCCCCGGCUGCGACGAGAAUACGUGCCUCCUCCCCGAGACCGACGAUACCCUGUACGAGACGCACCUUGCCUCGUCCGAGACACCAACGAACCUGGUGCUGGCCGACGACGUGAUGGCGUACGUCGAGCACAAGCUCUCGGUGCAGGAGCUCUACGCUCGGGUGCGCGCAGCCAACGCUUCGGUUGACACGAUCCUCCGAAGAAUCGGCGACAGCGAGCGUGCGGGCUUGCUCUUUACUCAUUGGAUGAUGCACUACGCUUGCUCGGCGAUGACUUCUUGCUGCGAGCGCGACGUGUGCUUCCUCUGCCAAGCAGAGUACCGGUACGACAGCGAGCACGACUGCGACAUGAAAGAGUACGAUACGGACGACAUGGCGCAGUGCCCCGCGUGCAUGGUCUUCCUCGUCAAGGGCGACGGCUGCGAUGCGAUCACGUGCUUUUGCGGCGAGCACUUCAACUGGCCGGCGCAGGUGCAGUGGACCCAGCUCCACCUGCGUGUGCAGACGCUCUUGGCCGCCAAGUCGCUCAAGCGCGCAUUGACGACGUUCGCAAAGCACUGCGUCUACCGUCGGCGCUUCCGGACGACGGUCGUGCCUGCCAUUGGCCCUUUUGUCCUCGCGCAACGUCUGGCUGCGAUUUCAUCGACGAUCGGCGCGUCACCGUCGUGGACGAUGACGCUUGCUGUGGGCAUUGUGCGCUGGCGCCGUCGGCGGUACAUGGCGCGCCUCCCAGACUACGUCAUGACGUGGCGCCACGAUCUGGCUCGGCGUCGCUGGUCGUCCGAAAUCGUCUCGCGUCUGCCGGCUUCUGUGGAUGCGCGCCGGGUGGAGCGCAUCUCGGAGCGGCUAGCGUCGCCAGCGAUGACGCUCUUCCGUCAAGUGAUGCUUCGAGUUAUCUUGCGUCGGCGAUUGUGCCGCCUCGUCGCGUCCAAGAAGGUUAGCUUGCUCGACCGCACCGCCAAGGGCAUGGCGAUUUCGUUGCCCACGCAUGUGGUUGCACUGCCCGUCAUGCAGCGAGCAUUGACGUGCUGAGGUCGUCUCAUUCAUUAUGAAUAUAGUAUGUAUGUUGACGGUAUUUGAAUCCUCAA